Messenger RNA from Solanum lycopersicum (tomato), 1116 nucleotides. RefSeq names its product agamous-like MADS-box protein AGL62. Lineage: Eukaryota; Viridiplantae; Streptophyta; Magnoliopsida; Solanales; Solanaceae. Gene Ontology annotation, biological process: regulation of transcription by RNA polymerase II. Gene Ontology annotation, molecular function: DNA-binding transcription factor activity, RNA polymerase II-specific; protein dimerization activity; RNA polymerase II cis-regulatory region sequence-specific DNA binding. The record is from RefSeq and is a predicted model, not a curated record.
UAGCUUGCCUUGCCAUGGCAAAAAAAAUGAGUAAAGGUAGGCAAAAGAUCCAAAUGACCAAAAUGUCAAAAGAAAGUAACCUUCUUGUUACCUUCUCGAAACGUCGUUCUGGUCUUUUCAAAAAAGCUAGUGAACUUUGUACCCUUUGUGGUGUUGAAAUAGCGAUUGUUGUCUUUUCACCAGGUCAUAAAGUCUUCUCUUUUGGUCAUCCUAAUGUUGAUUCUAUCGUAAAUCGCUUCCUUACUCGUAACCCUACGAGUUCUUCUUCUACAACUUGUCAACUUGUUGAAGCUCAUAGAAACGCAAAUGUACGCGAAUUGAACGCACAACUCACGGAGAUUCUCAAUCAAUUAGAGUUUGAGAAAAAACGCGAGGUUGAAAUCGAAAAAAUUCAAAAGGGUAAAAUUGGAAAGAAUUGGUGGGAAGGUCCAUUGAAUGAACUUGAACAUGGUGAAUUGGAACAAUUGAAAUUGGGAAUGGAAGAACUCAAGAAAAAUGUUACAAAACAAAUGCAAAAAAUAAUUUUUGAGGCUUCAAAUGCACCUACAUUUUUUCUUGGAGGAUCAUCUUCUUCUAAUGGAGAUGUCAAAAAUAUGAAGGGGCUUGGACUUUCUAUGGCAACCAAUGGUGGGCAUACAAGUUUUCCAUGAGUUAACGUUAUUAAUCAACAAAGGUUACAUACAAUUUUAGGUCAAGAGGUUGAUCACAUCGAUCGCGAUUCUAAAGUAAUAGUUUAUUUGUCUUAUUAUAUAUUCGAGUAAUGUCUUAAAUAUUUGUUUAUGAUACUAUGCAAUUUGUUUAUCGACCAAGCGUAUAGACAAUAUGCUUAUUAAAUUAGGGUAUUGUCGUCGUUUGGGUUUUUUCUUUUUUUAUCAAUCCAAAGUGAAUAAUGAACAAUGAUUUCAAUUUUCAAUGAGAAAUUUGUUCUACAUUAAUCUUUGUUUGUCCCUUGAUUAUUUUUUUUUGUCAAAUCGGUUAAAGUAAUUAUGUUUGAAGAACUUAUUUUGAUGAAAAUAUCGAUCUACAGUAGAGAAGUAAACAAUUUAUAUUUUAAAAAAUCAAAAUUAAAUAGGACAAAGCUAUAGUUUUUGAGACAAAUAUGUGACCUUAACAUAA